Populus nigra (black poplar) is the source of this 1195-nucleotide messenger RNA. RefSeq lists its product as uncharacterized. Bases 224 to 1102 code for a protein of 292 amino acids. The transcript is spliced from 9 exons. The record is from RefSeq and is a predicted model, not a curated record. Lineage: Eukaryota; Viridiplantae; Streptophyta; Magnoliopsida; Malpighiales; Salicaceae.
UAUCUGUGAAUGGAGUUUUGAGCAAUCUUAAUUUUAUAUUUGAAUUUUUUAUUAAAUAAAGAUAAUUUUUAUUUUACAAAGUGUAAUUGAUAAACUAUUACAGCUUUUUUUGUCAAGUGAAUCUUGUAUCAUUGCUAAAGUUGCCCAUAGCUUAAGUCAGCUCUAGUUUGUAGGUCCCCACUGCCAUUUCAAUGACAAAACUGGUUAGGUAGCAGACUGCUCCAUGCCUAUCACCAGAAAUAUGUUUCUUUUCAUUGUCUUGUGCUGUAAUAAGCUUAUGUUAUGUAGGAUUCAUCACCUUCUGAAACUUCACUUUUUAGAAUUGGGAGCAUUGCCUUUCCGUAUUGCUGAUAUGAAAUGCUUUGGCGUGGUUGUGAAACCAGAUGAUGAUGCAACUUGUGGGACACCUACUUGGAUCGGUAAGGGCCUCACCUGUGUUUGCUUCAAGCGAAAGGGAGCAUAUGAACGAAUUUGCAUUAACUUGACCCCUCGACAGGCAAAAAGAUUCAAAAGGUUGAAGCAUAGAAUGAAGGUUUAUUUUGAUGCGUCCAGACCAGAUCACCAGGAUGCUUUGAGAGCUCUAUGGUCUGCCACGUAUCCUGAUCAGGAACUAAAUGGAUUAAUAUCUGAUCAAUGGAAAGAAAUGGGAUGGCAGGGAAGAGAUCCAUCUACUGAUUUCAGAGGAGCUGGAUUCAUUUCUUUGGAGAAUCUAUUAUUCUUUGCAAAGACAUUUUCAACAUCAUUUCAACAUUUGCUAAAAAAACAAGGAGGAAAAAGAUCUGCUUGGGAGUAUCCAUUUGCUGUUGCUGGUGUAAAUAUCACAUUUAUGAUUAUGCAGAUGCUCGAUCUCGAUGCCUUGAAAACUAGAAGAACAUUUGUAAGAUCGGUUUUCUUACAGAUGCUAUCAGAAAAUGAAUGGGCAUUUGACCUGCUCUAUUGCGUGGCGUUUGUGGUCAUGGACAAGCAAUGGCUGGAGAGAAAUGCUACAUACAUGGAGUUCAAUGAUAUCUUAAAAUCUACUCGAGCUCAGGUGGAGAGAGAACUUCUAAUGGAUGAUGUCUUGCGGAUUGAAGACAUGCCUUCUUAUAGCCUUCUUAUUUAGCAUUAACCUCCUUCAGUUUCAGGCCAUGCUGGUUCAGACCACUCAUGUAUUUAUUUAACAUUUAAGUUGCAAGUCCUUGUCUUUUUACCUUCA